UCAGAUUUGUCCAGCAGAUGUGUCAAGACUUCAACAGCCAGGAUUUUGAGCUUAUCCUCAGUACUGUAAGUGCUGUAUAGAUUGCUUUGUAAUCCAGUUAUUGAAUGAAGCAGAUAAAGUAAAGUCGUGCAGCUUGCUUAAAGCAAGAUUGACGUACAGUAUCAGCAGCUUUUUGUGGCCGUACCUGGCCUAAUUUAACACAAAUUCAAAAUCGUUUCAAAUUUAACAUUUCUGUAAAAUGAGAGGUACAUGUACAUGUCUAAAUAUAAUAGUGAAAGAAAAACACUACUUGAGUGACUUGACUUCUUGAGUGACUAGCAAGCUGUUUCUUGUUUACUACUGAGAAGGCAGAGAUUCAACAAAAUUUCCAAACUCAAAGGAAGAAUAUAUUAAAACAGUUUUGUUAAAAAUAUUGCUCAUAUUUUUUAAAAGCAUUUAUUGAAAUCAAUAAAUGUUUGUUUUGGUCUUUUCAUGAAAGACAGCUUAAAGCUCUAGAACAGUUUGAGACCAAAGUGUACAGUUCUUUCCAACAUGUAGAACAUGACUUUUGUGUAAAUAGGACAAAAAAAAUUGUUCAUUUUCAAAUUCAUUUCGAAAUUAUUUUGAAUUUUCGACUGAUAGCAUCAAGCACUUUGGGUUUUUUCUUUUUUGCUUAAUAGUUUCAAAAAGGUACAUGUGCAUAGUUGAAAUCAAAUCUUAAAAUUAGAGUUUUUCUGACAAAUGCCAACUCAUACAUGAUCGGCUUUGAACGAGCUGUGCUACAAUGUUGGUAUAAUAAUGCCAAGUUCUUCUUUUAGUCAGUUAUUAUAGUUCUGCAAUCUACAUGAUGCCAUUUGAGUGGACUGAUUUAUUGACUGAUUGACUGUUUCCUUGAAUGAUUGAUCAUUAGCUGAUUGACCAACUGAUUGAAUGAGUGACUAACUGACUAACUGAAUGAAUGUUUAGCUGAUUACAUGACUGACUACAUGUACCUGGCGGAUUGACUGACUGUCUAACUGUCUUACUAUCCGACUGACUGCAGAUUAUAUUACGGAUUAACUGACUGAUGGACUGACUGAUGGACUGACUGAUUUGGUGACUGAAUGACUCAUUGACUGACAAAAUGGCUGACUUGCUGUUGACUGAAUGACUGAUUAACUGACUUACUAAUUGACUGACUGAAUGACUGACUUACAGUUGACUGAAAAACUGGCAAACUGAUUGACUGAUUAGCUGACUUUCUUUACUGACUGACUGGGUGCUGAUUGACUGACUGACUCAUUGAUUGACUUGUUGAGUAACUGACUGAUUUAUCAACCUACUGACUAGUUAACUGACUGGCCGACUACCUGAGCAAGUAACAUACUGACUAACUGACUGGCUACCUGACUGCUAUACUGGCAAAUCAACUAAGUAACAGUUACUAGCUGACUGAGUGAGCAACAGACUUACAUGUACCAACUAACUGACUGACUUACAAGCUGACAAACUGGGUAACUGACUUUCUGACUGACUGACUCAGGACUAAUCAAGCAACUGCCUUACUAACUGACUUACUAACUGAGAAACUACUUGAGAUUGUACUCAAAUAGGGUAACUUCAGAGAACAAAAGAAUCCUCAUCCCCCCCUUGCCUGAAUUUCAUCUGAUUACUUCGAGUCGUUGUUACUCCCUCAGUAAUGUCUAAAUCAACCGGCCGUUAAUGCCGUCGAGUGAUGUCACUAAUAAUAAUAAUAAUAAUAACAUGUUUAAACAGGAUGACCAUUUCAGUUAUAAAAAACUGCUAUCAAUAUGGGUUCUGUAUAAAAAUAAACGAAUAAAUAGAUAAAAACUCAAUUAUAAUAUACGAAACUGGGAUACAUUACAUAAUUAUAAUCAAGAAAAAAAUGUACAUCUACAUAGCCUCCUUAUGAACAAAACUACAUACAAUCAUUAAAAAGGGUAGCCCCCUUAUAAAAAAAGGCCCUCUUGGUCAACUCGAGAUUGACUUUAUCAAUAGAUAACCUAUCCUUAGACCUAGUCUCAUAGUCAUGAAUAUCAUAAGUUCGCCGUCGAAAAUAAUCUGAGAAAUAACUUGGAGCUUGUCCACCAAGACAAUAAUUAUUCUUGACAAGUUUGAUGAUAUGUUUCUCUCUUCUCGUCUUAAGAGGGUCCCAACCAAGACCGGAAGCCAUAUCUUGAGUGGACAAAUGCACCGUCUUUAGCACUAUCCUAGCAGCACGUCUCUGCAGGCAUUCCAAUAUUCUUCGUCAUUUCCUUUACCACAGCCAUAAAAAACAGCACAACAGUAUUCCAAAUUUGGUAGUAUCAUCGAUUUAUACAAUCGGUUCGAUGCUUCAGUUGUUAAUGAUGAUCUAAUUCUUGAGAACAUCCCCAGUGUUGUAGAAACUUUCUUCUUCACAUAGUCAAUAUGCAAAUUAAAGGAAAGACUGUUGUCCAAAACUAUGCCUAGGUACUUACAGGCAUCACAGUGUUUCACAGAUUCUCCUCCCAAUGUUAUAAUUUAUGAGCCUCAUCGAUGUCUUCCUCUGGUUGGUGCCAAAAACCAUGAACUCAGUCUUCUUUAAAUUCAGAAUCAGUUUAUUUGUAGACAGCCACUCGGACAGAUUAAUCAGUUCCAAAUUCAACUGUAACUCAAUUUCCGAUAUUAGUGGAGUUGAGAAAAAGAUAACUGUGUCAUCAGCAUACAUCAUAACUUUACAGACAUCAACACAGGUAUAUAUACAGUGUAAAUGAAACUGGACCAAUGAUACUCCCUUGAGGCACUCCACUUAGGACAGCUAAGGGACUCGACAACUCUUUAUCCUGGGAGACAGCUUGAAAUCUGUUGAAUAGAUAGCUUGUAAACCAAUUAAUCGAAUUUUCUCCAAAGCCAAAUCUUUUCAAUUUGGAUGAGAGUUCCUCGUGCGUCACAGAAUCAUAGGCCUUCCUUAGAUCAAUAAACAAAGCACCUGCUAACUUUCACUACUCCUUUGCUUUAAUUCAUGCAAAAACCAAAACACGAUUUUCAAGUCACAAACCAAGAAAUAUCGUUUGGAAAUGUUCACAUUACACAGAACAGCUGACAAAAUGUCUUUACUCUUUUCGAUCGUAAUUUAACAUUCAAACUGUCAAUUGCAUGCAGUACUCUGAACCGGUUGUAAUUCAAACUCAGUCACAAUCAUGCAAUCAGUGAAAUAAAUAAACACUCACGCAACACUUAGUUCAAAACACAAAGAUUUCCUUUAAUAAUUGAAAAGACGCUAUUUGGUCCUUAACAAAGAAAAAAGAAAACAAUAAAGAAAAGGUAAUUAACAGAAUCAUUAGACUUGAUGGUGAAAAUAGCAAGAAGGUCGAAUGACAACAUGACAUUGGUCUCAGAAACUUUGCAUAAACAAAAUCACUGCAGAAACCACAAAGCGGCUCUAAAAGAUAAACCUACCGACUCUCCGGAAUGAUUCUUCAUUCACAGUUCAAUUUAGCAAUUCAGUUUCGAAGACAAGGGCAAUUUUGCUGUUUACAAUAAAGAUUAUCGAAAUGUUUGAACUCCACUCAAGCAUGCCACCUAUGCAAUCUGCUGAAUAUCUAGUGACAAUCCCGCUAAAAUUUCUCAUAAUUAUACAUAAUUAUGCAAAUGUUUAGACAAUCAACCAAUCAAAAUCACUACCCGGUUUUUGGGUAGUAGUGAUGUCACUGGACGGCAUUAACGGCUGGUUGAUUUAGAGGUUGCUGAGAGGAGAAAACGACUCGAAGCAAUAGGAUGAAAUUCAGGCUACAUCCCUCCCCUGUCCCCUAAAUCAAUCAUUUUCAAUCAAUCAUUUAUUUUAACACGUUGCGCCAAAGAGCUAAAAAACUCGUUCAAAAUACGAACGUGUAAUUCAAAGUUGGGGUGUUUGUCGUUUUCUAUAGGUAGCUCGAACAUCGGCACAACAUUGCAUGGAGGGGAUGGGGAAGGAAAAGCUAUAUUUCCUCCUUUUGAAGUCGGUAAAGCGUAAAAAAGCCCAGUUUAGGGUGAAGUGUCUCAACUCGCUGAUUGUAGCUGAGUAAUUGUCUGAAAUACUAACUGACCAACCAAUUGACUGAGAAAUUGACUAAUUUACUUACUAACUAAUCAGCUGACGUAAUAACUGAGCAACUCAGUAACUGGCUAACUGUUAAAAUGACUGACUGACUCAGCAAAUUAGUUACUGGCUAACUGUCUAACUUACUGAAUGGCUAAGUAACUGAGUCACUGACUGAUUGUUGAACUGACUUAUUGACUGACUGGCUGAUGGAAUGACUGAUUGAAUAACUGACAGAAUGACUGACUAAUUGAAUACCUUACCAAGUGUCUGACUAACAUCAAGCAACCGACUGGCUGACUGAGCUGAAAAAGUCACUGACUAGCUGACUGGCCACCUGACUGACAGACUGACCAACUGACCAACUGACCAAGUGACUGACUGUGUAAAGGAGGAGUACUGUUUGCUAGUACUCUGCAGUCAAGGGGUGGGUGUUAAUUUAUAAUUAUUAUAUGUGGUAAAUUAUUCCAACAUGUUUGCUCUUUGGUAUUCAUGAAAAUAUGAUGCAGUCAAACCUUUUUAAUAUGGGCACUAAGCGGGCCAUAUUAACAAGUUGUCAGUAUUGAGCAGGUUGAAUUAAUUAGAGAAAGAUUAAAGCUUUCUUUCCCGAGGGACAAAGCAAACUGUCUGUAAUAAUAAACUUUCUGAACUAAGCGGGUGUCUGUAAAGCAAAGUUUGACUUUAAUGGGAAUUGGUCUGUUCUGAAAAUAACUAGCCUGCGUGGCAGGCAUUUGGAGGGGAAAGGAAAGGGAGUUUUAGGCGAGAGAAAUGCAAGGGCUAGAGCGCACGAGGAGGGAGGGAAGGAAACGCCUGCCAGGAAACCAUUGUUUUUGCCAUCCUGCCUACUAAUUAUUCAUGCAAAAAUAAUGCAACUGUGAAUGACUAGCUGUCAAAUAAGUCUGGAAGUGAUACACUUAUUUUUAGCUUUUGUUUUUCUAAAACAAGAUAUCUGAAGUGUAGGUACGUUCUAUAAAAAAAAUUUCAAAUGCUGUCGUCCGUUGAGAGAAGGAAGUUGCAAUGAUGCUUGUCUUGUUAUAUAAAAUGCAGCAUAACUCUAUUACGUCAUUUGCUGAAGGAAACGUGCUGGACGUCGCAACUUGCAUGCAAUGUUUGUCUGAGAAAAAUUUAAAACACUUUGCUGGAUCUCGAACUGGAUCCAACAGAGCAUUCAGAAGAACAAUCAUUGGUAGCGGCUUUAUAACGUCUAUAACCAGCAAGACCAAAAAUCGUCUUCAACAAUCUGGUCAUUGAUAAAACGUAGCCUGCAUGGUGGGCAUUUGAGGUCAAACAGCAGAUAACAAGCACACACAGGCAGCAUGAUAUUUCCUUUCUUUCUUCUAGUGAAUAAAACAAGCUGUUGGGAGAUGAGACUUCUCAAAACCAGUCAGUAAAACUCAUCUCGCUGACACAAGAUCUUUUCCUCCAUACGGUUCUUUUAACUGUCUUCUUCUAUUCUCCAUUUCAAGCUGAAUUUGAUGCCUUCAGUUUGUAAUUCUAAUGAUAAAUUCCGUACAGACGUCUCAUCACGGCUUCACUAACAACAUAUUUUUAAAUUAUUACUGAAAGAUCGAUUUAGUUACUCAGUAGCGUGAUGUUGAUUUCAACCAAUCGGAUUAAGGUAUUAUGGCUGUGAUUGACAUGUUUUGAAGACUGACCAAUCAGGAUUUUAACAUUUGCCUGGUGGAUGUUAAAAACGAGAAAUACGAUGGUCUCCUGGCAGGUGUUUCCUUCCCCCCAUCCUCACACACCCCUCGCAUUUCCCUCGCGCCUCAAACUCCCUUUCCCUUCCCUUUCAAAUGCCUGCCACACAGGCUAGAAAAUAACUGAUGAGCUUCAUUGAAUAUUUUAAAUUUUUGUUUCCAGAUCGGAUGCCACAGAAAGACUGGACAAGGACCUUCAUGAGCCAAGAGCCUCUGUUAUCUUCAGUAAUGUAAGUGCUGUGUUUUUUGUGUUUUAAUCCAGCUCUUAAGUAAACCAGAUAAACAGAACUGUUUGGUUUAAAGUUUCAUAAAGUGACUGUCUGACCAACUGACUGAUUGACUGUCUGAUUAACUGAUUAAUUUGCUUAGUAUAAUUCUAACUUAUCAACUAACCAUUUUGACUGACUGACUGAACAACUUAGAUACUGGCUGACUGUCUACUUGUAACAGAGUGACUGGCUGAUAGAAUGACUGAUUCAUAACUGACUGAAUGACUGACUGAAUGAGCAACUUACAGUACCAGAUACUGACUAGUGGAGCAACUGACUGACUGACUGACUGACUAUGCAAUUGGGUAUCGAACCGGCUGACAGAAUGACUGAUUGAGCGACUGACUGACUGACUGACUGUGCAGUUGGGUACCUGACUGACUGACAGAAUAACUUACUGAUUGAGCAACUAACUAACUGACUGUGCAAUUGGGUGCCUGACUGACUGACAGAAUGACUGACUGAACAACUGACUGACUGUGCAGUUGAGUACUUGACAGGCUGACAGAAUGACUGACUGAGUGACUGACUGACUGUGCAACUGGGUACCUGACUGGCUGACAGAAUGACUGAUUGUGCAACUGACUGACUGUGCAGUUGGGUACCUGGUUGGCUGAGAGAAUGACUGAUUGAGCAACUGACUGACUGACUGACUGACUGUGCAAUUGGGUACCUGACUGACUGACAGAAUGACUGAUUGAGCAACUGACUGACUGAUCCUUGAACAAUGGUCACAAACGUUACACUAAAUGGCAGGAUAAUAGUAACCUGGAACUUAAAUUAAGCCCAAAAAACCACUGGUCCUAAAUCAGUGGAAACAGUCUGAAAUUACAUUGCUACAUCUGUAUGCUCAUAAAGUUAUAAUUUAUUUGUAAAAGUUCUAUAAAAUGUAUUCCAGAAGUGCUAUUUGCUAGUACAGUGAAGGGGUGGGUCUUAAUUUACGAUAAUCUUAUGUGGUAAAUUAUUCCAACAUGUUUGCUGACGAGUAUUCAUGAAAAUAUUAUGCAGUUGAACAUUUUUAGUAUGGGCACUAAGGGGGGCAUAGAAAGUGUCCAGUCCAUAAAGCAAGGUUUGAAUGUUAAUGGGAAACUGGUCUGUUCGUAUGUGUAAUCAAAUGAUGACGAGUGAAAUUAGGGAAUAAUUUUACUCGUGUUUUGUCCAAAUCCAAAUAAUUUCCUGAGCCUUUGGGUAAGGGACUUGGACAAAACGCAAGUGAAAUUAUUUCCUUAUUUCACGAGUCUACCAUUUGAGUACCUAUUAAUAAUUAUCAUGAGUGAUGAAUUAAGUUUGCAUUUGUGGAUUUUUGAGAUGUUUAUCCUGGAUCGAAGACAAGAACUCUCUCAAAAGUUAAGAGUUUAAGUUUGGCUUAAGUUCAGAAUUUUCAGAAUAUUUCGACAAAAUACCUGUUAGAAUCCUUGAUGUGCUUUAGUGUGUUUAGAUGCCCUGACAUCUUCAUUCCAUGAUAACAUUUUAAAUUUCCAUUACCAUCUUGGCACUGAGACGUACGAAAGGUUGCUAUGGCAAUUUUGUAAUUUCACAUGUGAAAUUACAAAUUAAUGCUGAAAUUUCAUGCCCAAAUUAAGGAGUAAUUCGUCACCUAUGAUAUUAUGAAAGUAACUGUUGAGCUUCAUUGAAUAUUUUAAACUUUUGUUUCCAGAUCAGAUGCCACAGGAAGGCUGGACAAGGACUUUCAGGAGCAAAGAGCCUCUGUUAUCUUCAGUACUGUAUGUGCUCUAUGUUUUGCUUUGUAAUCCAGCUCUUGAGUGAACCAGAUAAACAGGAUUGUUGGCCAAGUGAUUUCAAAGUUUGAUUAAGCUAAUCCAGGGAAAACUGUUGCAAUAUAGAUAUAUUGUGCCUAAUUCUUUCAUUUCACAGUUAUUUCACCAUCAAGUGUACCACUUUUGGGAGUAGAAGAUUAUCAAUCUUAUUUUUUCCAAUAAAACAACAACAACAACAAUAAAAACUGAAAAAACGUGCAAAAUAAAAUGCAACAUUUUAAGAGCAAAAUUCCAAAAUAACAUUAAAUCAAGUACAGUUGUACAGCUUGGUCAACAUUAUUAUGGUGAAAAUUAAAUAAUUCAACCCAUGAUCAUCCACUGGAGUGUAGUUCUGAACAGCUACAGCUGUUGGAGAUUCAGUGAUUGGCUUUUCAAAAGUGUAUAAAAGAAAUUGACAGGGUCGAAAAAAUACUAAUUUUUAAUAUUGACCUUUAAUAAUAUUGUUACUUCAAGACCAAGCAAUAAAAUCAUUAUUUUUAAGGGAUCCAUUCAGCAUUUCUUUUGAACUUUGUAUGAAUUAGACAUUUUACAUUAAACAAAUGCUUACAAUUGGCAGUUUUAUGUCUGCAGGGAAUCACAAUACAAAGACAGCUGAAACGCACUGAAAUCUUUUUGGUUUCAAGGACAAAAAUAAUUUGAUUGAUUUGAUUGAAAAUUCUAAGAGACAUGCACUUGUUGGUGAAGUAUUCAUAAUCAGAAAACUUAAAUGCAAAAACCGCGGUCAUUAUAAGUUUUCUCCUGGAUUAGUAUUUAUCAACUUUGUUCAACUGUGUCACAACAUUUAAACCAAUAGCCAAGUUCUGCUGACAUAAUGAUAAUGAUAAUAAUAAUUAUAAUUAUAAUUAUUAUUAUUAUAAGGUUGUUAUUAUAGUACUUGUUAGUGCAGAUAUGCAAUCCAUAUUGUACCCUUCAAAUUUCUUACCUCUUUGA
Messenger RNA from Porites lobata, 8695 nucleotides. The record is from the annotation of a GenBank genome assembly. NCBI's taxonomy places the organism in Eukaryota, Metazoa, Cnidaria, Anthozoa, Scleractinia, Poritidae.